AUGACAUCUCCUAAAGUACUGUUAGUAGGAAUCAGUGGGUGCUCUUCAAGCGGGAAGACAAUCACAGCAAAUUUACUGCCUUCGGCGAUUCUACUUCACGAAGACGAUUUCUUCAAACAUGAUGAAGAGAUUCCGUUUGAUGAAAAAUAUAAUGUCAGCAACUGGGACUCACCCGAUGCAUUGGAUCUGCCAUUGUUUCGCAAGGAAUUAGAUCACAUUAAGAAAACAGGCGAGAUAUCUUCAAAGUUAAUACACAAUGAUAAUCAUGAUAGUACCAAAACUAUUGAGGUAAGAACCGAGACUGAAAACGCUAUCAAACAGAAAUUCGCGGCUGGCUUUCACGAUUCAGAUGCCAAGAUUAUUAUAGUUGAUGGAUUUUUGAUGUACAAUGAUCCCGAACUUGCUGCCAAGUUCGACCUCAAAAUCCUAAUAAGAGCUCCCUACGCUACGUUGAAAAAAAGACGUGCCGCUAGAAGCGGAUAUCAGACUUUAGAAUCUUUUUGGAUCGACCCACCAUUCUAUUUCGACGAAUUUGUCUACAAAACAUAUCGGGAGUGCCAUUCACAGUUUUUCGAGGGUGGCAAUGUUGAAGGUGCCUUGAAAAAGGGCGCAGGGAUUCACGAUUUUAUAAACGAUGAUGGUACUGACAUUAACACGGCCUUGCUCUGGCUCAGCGAGCUAAUUGCUUCGCUUGGAAAUCUUUAG
Molecule: messenger RNA, 705 nt
Organism: Lachancea nothofagi CBS 11611
Lineage: Eukaryota; Fungi; Ascomycota; Saccharomycetes; Saccharomycetales; Saccharomycetaceae
Source: the annotation of a GenBank genome assembly